CCUAACUUUUUUGUUUACCAGGGAAAAAAAAAAACACUCAUUCUUCUACCUUCCUUUCAUCCUUAUCUUUUCAUAUUACAUUAUAUUAUAUUGUAUAUUAUCUUUGAUCUGGUAUCAAUUGCAUUAUUUUAUUCUUUCAUCAAUUCAAUCAAAACUUAAACUCUAUACACAAUGUCUGCUGCUGAUGCUCCAAAGCCUUUACCUUUUAUCUACCAAUUUGGUGCAGGUGCCAUUGCUGGUGUCUCAGAAAUCUUGGUUAUGUAUCCAUUAGAUGUGGUUAAAACUAGACAACAAUUAGCCACUACCGAUGCUUAUAAUGGUACUCUUAAUUGUUUAAAGAAAAUCGUGGCUGAAGAAGGAUUCUCAAGAUUAUAUAAAGGGAUUUCAGCUCCAAUUUUAAUGGAAGCUCCAAAGAGAGCAACUAAAUUCGCUGCCAAUGAUGAAUGGGGAAAAUUCUACAGAAAACAAUUUGGUGUAAGUGAAAUGACUCAAUCUUUAGCUAUUUUAACUGGUGCCACUGCUGGUGCCACUGAAUCCUUCGUGGUGGUUCCUUUCGAAUUAAUCAAAAUUAGAUUACAAGAUAAAAGUACUAAAUUUAAUGGUAUGUUCGAUGUGGUUAAAGAUAUUGUUAAAAACAAUGGUUUAUUAGGAUUAUAUAAAGGUAUGGAAUCUACUUUAUGGAGACAUAUUUGGUGGAAUGCUGGUUAUUUCGGUGUCAUUCAUCAAGUUAGAGGUUUAAUGCCAAAACCAAAAACUUCAGGUGAAAAGACUUUAAUCGAUUUAACUUGUGGUUCGAUUGGUGGUACUUUUGGUACUAUAUUAAAUACUCCAUUUGAUGUGGUUAAAUCAAGAAUUCAAGCUGGUUCAACCAGAUAUAAAUGGACUUAUCCAUCAUUAGUCAUAGUAGCUAAAGAAGAAGGAUUUGCCGCUUUAUAUAAAGGUUUCGUUCCAAAAGUUUUAAGAUUAGGUCCAGGUGGUGGUAUUCUUUUGGUGGUAUAUACUGCUGCCAUUGAAUUCUUUAGAACUAUUCAUGAAGGUAAAUAAGUAAAGUAAAUAGGAGUUUGCAAUUUUUCAAAGUCGCAAAAAGCUAAAAAAAAAAU
Scheffersomyces coipomensis is the source of this 1100-nucleotide messenger RNA. Its product is annotated as mitochondrial 2-oxodicarboxylate carrier. Gene Ontology annotation, biological process: transmembrane transport. Lineage: Eukaryota; Fungi; Ascomycota; Pichiomycetes; Serinales; Debaryomycetaceae. The transcript has a single exon. The record is from RefSeq and is a predicted model, not a curated record. The coding region runs from base 172 to 1044 and encodes 290 amino acids.